AUGUCCAAAGUCGUGCGAAGCGUGAAAAACGUCACAAAGGGAUACUCCUCAGUGCAGGUCAAAGUCCGCAAUGCUACAAGUAACGACCCAUGGGGCCCAACGGGUACCGACAUGUCCGAGAUUGCCGCCAUGACUUUCGGGAGCCCGAACGAGUUCUACGAAAUCAUGGACAUGCUUGACAAGCGACUCAAUGAUAAGGGCAAGAAUUGGCGCCAUGUUCUCAAGUCGCUGAAGGUUUUGGAUUACUGUCUUCACGAAGGCUCGGAAUUGGUGGUGACAUGGGCUCGCAAAAACGUUUACAUCAUCAAGACUCUGCGUGAGUUCACAUAUGUCGACGAGGAAGGAAGGGAUGUCGGACAGAAUGUCCGUGUCGCCGCCAAAGAAUUAACUGCAUUGGUACUGGACGAAGACCGAUUGCGCAGUGAACGAUCCGAUCGCAAGCUCUGGAAGACUCGUGUCAGCGGACUCGAUGAAGGCUACGGAAACUCGGGCGCCGAACCACCACGCAGAGAACGACGCCGACGCAAUGGAGACGACGACUCCGAUACCGAGUACCGCUUGGCGAUCGAAGCCAGCAAGGCCGAGGCCGAGGAUGAGCGCAGGCGACGCGCGAAGGAGACAAUGGGAGUCGAUAACGACGAGGAUCUUGCCAAGGCGAUCAAGCUAAGCCGGGAGGAAGAAGACCUGCGAAAGCGAGAGUUGGAAGAGAGUAAUGCGCAAUCCCUCUUCGACGACAGCACUCCGGCACAAGUCCAACCAACUGGCUACAACCAAGGCUACCAGCAACAGGGUGCUGUGGACUGGUUCGGUAACCCGAUCAACGCACAGCAGCCUAUGACUACUGGCUUCCUCAACAACCAAUACGCACAGCCAACAGGAUUCCAGAACCAACCUACGGGCAUGAACAACCCCUACGCUACUGGUUUCCAAAACCAACCCACGGGCUUCGACCAGAACCCGUAUGGUCAGGCUCAAAACAACUUCCUGCAACCCCAGGCUACCCUUCAGCCCCAACACACCUCAUUCAACCCUAAUAACCCUUACGGAGGAGGCGAUAUUUUCUCGCACCAGCAGCAGCAACAACCACAGGAGAAUUACCAGUCCGCAGGCAGUAACAACCCGUGGUCAGGAAACCAGCCCCAGCAGCAGUCAUUGCAGCCAGCCGACGCCCUCAGACCCAUGCCCACAGGAUCAAACAACCCCUUCGCGCAACGUACCCAGUCGCAAUUCAACAGCCAUGCGCAGACCGGUCCUCCUACCCUGAACUCCUUGGCCGAGGAUCGCACAACAAACCAGUUCUCCCAGAACAACGCGAACCCUUACGCCCAGAAGCAAUUCUCCCAGCCAACUCAACCCAACCCGAUUGCCAACUUCCAAGCCCCACAGCCACCGAAGAGCACCCCACCGCAAUCUAGCGAUCCCCAUCAUGCUCGCCUGAACGCUCUUCUCGGAUCAGGCGAAGGCCAGGACACAUUCGGUAACGUUGGAGAUCUCCGCAUCCCCGCGCAACACACAGCACCAGGUACCUUUGUCAACUCUGCGGGUCAGGGUCUGGACCGUCUACACGCCACUCCAACCGGAAACCCAUACAUGCAACAACAGUUCACUGGGAUGCCCCAGCAAACAGGCUAUGUGCAGCAACAGCCCACUGCCAGCAACCCUUGGGCAACUCAGCAGCAGCAGCGGGGUGGAGGUAGCUUGAUUGACCUGUAA
Messenger RNA from Penicillium olsonii, 1713 nucleotides. Lineage: Eukaryota; Fungi; Ascomycota; Eurotiomycetes; Eurotiales; Aspergillaceae. The record is from the annotation of a GenBank genome assembly.